This is a messenger RNA of Magnolia sinica, 864 nucleotides long. RefSeq names its product serine/threonine-protein phosphatase BSL1-like. The coding region runs from base 1 to 864 and encodes 287 amino acids. NCBI's taxonomy places the organism in Eukaryota, Viridiplantae, Streptophyta, Magnoliopsida, Magnoliales, Magnoliaceae. The transcript has 5 exons. The record is from RefSeq and is a predicted model, not a curated record.
AUGGUCUGCAUGCCUCUUUGCUUAUGCCACUUCUCAUCGCUGGAGUAUGACUAUGAGUCACUGAUUUUCGAAAUGGUGCUAGACUAUCAAAAUGAUGUGCUGCUUGAUGAUCUUCUAAUCGCAGAAAAUUCAUCUCUUCAGUCUGAAGUUAAUUCUCCCAUCUUCAGUUUCGAUAGAACUCCAACUAUGGCAAGUUCCAAGCUUAACCAGUCAAAUGCAAAGACCGAGUCAACAUUUGUGCCACCAACUUCAACUGUCAGAUCAGAGAGUGUCUCCUCUAGCUUGAGCAUGGAUAAGAAAUCUAUGGAGAAACUGGCUGAGGCUUCAGCAGCUGAAGUUGAGGGAGUUAGUGCUGUCUGGCAAGCUGGAAAGUUAGCUUCUGCAGGCCCUGCAGAAGAGGAGCUUCCAGAUGCGAAAGCAUCUGGAACUCGCUUAAACGAUAAGAUGCAGCUCUCAGAAACCUCCUCAGAUAGCAGCGACACUGAUACCCUUGAGGCAGAUGGCUGCCUCCACCCCAGAGCUGUGGUGGUUGCUAAAGAGGCUGCUGGUAGCUUGGGUUGGCUGGUGAGGCAACUUUCAUUGGAUCAGUUCGAGAAUGAAAGCAGACGAAUGGUUCCGUCUAGGUUUUUAAUCAGGCAUACCCUAACAAAAAGCUAUUCACUAGACAGAAGUCUCCUCAGGACCUGCACAAGAAGGCCUCGCAACUGGAAAGCUCCAACGAAUGGAAACUUCGUUAUGGACUCAUACGAAAUGGGUGAACUUUGUUAUGCCGCAGAGCAGAUAUUUAUGCAGGAACCCACGGUAUUGCAAUUGAAGGCUCCAAUUAAAGUAUUCGGUGAUCUGCAUGGUCAGAUUGGUGACUGA